AUGUCUCUCCGCAUUGUACCCCCCGCCGCCAACGCAACUCAAACCUCCAACACCGCCUCCGCCUCACAUCUAAGUAAAGGCGCCCCCUCCGCCACUGGCAUCCACGACACUCUCCGCGCCUCGUUCACCCCGGCACCAACACUACAGCAACAACGGACACCAACCUCCACACACCCACUCGAAGCCCGUCUGCUGCAGUGGCGCCAAACACACGAUGCCAUGAAGAUGGAGACUCUGAAGAGGGUAUACGGCAUUGCAGAGCCCGUGAGGAGGGGGAUGGAACUGAAGAUCGUUCAGGAGGGACAGUGGAAGCCUGCUGUGCUGGGUGGGGGGAAGGAGAGUAACAUUCAUGCGGAUAUUUUGGCAUUGGGCGGGAGGGAGACGGAGGUUACGUGGGAGGAUGUCUUUGAUGGUGACGACCUCCGAGAACCGGCCACUUUCCAUGACGAAAUGGAACAACGACUGAAAAUGAAUUGGUAA
This is a messenger RNA of Paracoccidioides brasiliensis Pb18, 480 nucleotides long. RefSeq lists its product as uncharacterized. The transcript is spliced from 3 exons. Bases 1 to 480 code for a protein of 159 amino acids. Gene Ontology annotation, cellular component: nucleus; cytoplasm. Gene Ontology annotation, biological process: proteasome assembly. The record is from RefSeq and is a predicted model, not a curated record.